CAAGGCUUUGUGCAUAAUGUGAAUUCGAAGUCUCGGCCAAAAAAAUUGUGAUCAAACUGUUUAAGGAACGCCUUUUGACCUACCAAAUAGCUACAGAUCCUCAAGAUUGGCUGCUUCAAAAGCAAUAAAUGACCUCACGACUCUCGUGACUGUUUCGCGUCACGUUUUUGCCUUCGACGCGACUUGAAGCAACGAUUCCAUCGCCACUUCUUAAGACCCAAGGCUCAAUCUUCAACUAAGUACUAAUUCAUUGAGCUGGGAGCAUACCAUUUAAAUACGGGUCCUUAAGGGACGAUAUCGCAGCAUGGCCUCGCAAUCCCCUAGCCUAGAACAACUCCAGAAUGACUGGAAACAUAUGUUCCAAAAUAACCUUCCCGAGGCAGCAACGUCAAAAUCUCCUUCUCAACCCAAAUGGCCCGUCCACGUCGACCAUUGUUUCGCACGCAUAAUCCUCGACUCCGUCGUCGGAAUCGACGUCCCAUGGAUGCAAAAAAUAAACUCUCCAGCUUAUAAAAAUAUGUCUGAGCAGCAACUUCGAGAUAGUAUUGACCUAGGACAAAAGAUCUGGUCUGGUGAGACGAAUCUCGUGGAGUUGAAUAAUAGGAGCUUGGAACUGAGAGGAAAAGGGAAGGGUAUGAGUGGAAAGGGCAGUGGGAAGGUUGGAAAGAGUGAUGGAAGUCCGUCGAAAAGGAAGCGAGAAGAACAAGACGAUGAAGCUGUUGCAAAGAGAAUGAAAAAGGAGGAAGAAUCUUCGAAUUCAGAAGAGAAGGAGGAGGACAAAUCCCCGUAUUUCAAAGACAAGAAACCUAAGAAACUGCAAGAGGAGAAAGAAGAUUUCACACCCUGGCUCAAAAAAAUCGCUCUCUCAGACAAGACCUCAUUCCAGAAGAAGGUCCUGACAACACUAUGCCAAGUCCCGAGGGGUAAAUACACGACCUAUGGCGCCAUGGCAGAACAUCUCUCUUCUGCACCUCGAGCUGUCGGCAACGCAUUAAGGAACAAUCCUUUCGCGCCAGAUGUUCCUUGUCAUCGAGUCCUAGCAAGUGGUGGUGGGUUGGGAGGCUUUCAUGGUAGCUGGGGGAGGAAGGGGGAAGAGGGGUUGCAUGAUGGUAAGAAGAGGAAAUUGUUAAGAGAGGAAGGUGUGCGGUUUGAUGGCAAAGGGAAGGUCGUUGGUGCUCCUUGGACGGGGUUUAUAUGAGUUUUGGAUGGAAUUAUGGAGUUAUGAUGUCGGACUUUGCACACUGGAUUCUUUCGUUGUACCUCCCGGACAAUGGAUGUAUUGGUAUCAGAAAAUUCAAUUGGUGGGCGGACAUUCUCGAUUCUGAAAUGUCUCCUUUCGCUUGCUACACUUUCAGCUGCGAG
Messenger RNA from Mollisia scopiformis, 1362 nucleotides. RefSeq lists its product as uncharacterized. The coding region runs from base 305 to 1198 and encodes 297 amino acids. The transcript is spliced from 2 exons. NCBI's taxonomy places the organism in Eukaryota, Fungi, Ascomycota, Leotiomycetes, Helotiales, Mollisiaceae. The record is from RefSeq and is a predicted model, not a curated record. Gene Ontology annotation, biological process: DNA repair. Gene Ontology annotation, molecular function: methylated-DNA-[protein]-cysteine S-methyltransferase activity.